Messenger RNA from Neomonachus schauinslandi (Hawaiian monk seal), 906 nucleotides. RefSeq names its product OTU deubiquitinase, ubiquitin aldehyde binding 2 (gene OTUB2). NCBI's taxonomy places the organism in Eukaryota, Metazoa, Chordata, Mammalia, Carnivora, Phocidae. The transcript has 6 exons. Bases 37 to 741 code for a protein of 234 amino acids. Gene Ontology annotation, cellular component: nucleus. The record is from RefSeq and is a predicted model, not a curated record. Gene Ontology annotation, molecular function: cysteine-type deubiquitinase activity; ubiquitin binding. Gene Ontology annotation, biological process: negative regulation of double-strand break repair; protein K48-linked deubiquitination.
GCUGGGGCGAGACCUGGCCCGACGGCUCCGGUCACUAUGAGUGAAACAUCUUUCAACCUAAUAUCAGAAAAAUGUGACAUUCUAUCAAUUCUUCGGGAUCAUCCUGAAAACAGGAUUUACCAGAGGAAAAUCCAGGAACUCAGCAAAAGGUUCACCGCGAUCCGCAAGACCAAGGGGGAUGGGAACUGCUUCUACCGGGCCUUGGGCUAUUCCUACCUGGAGUCCCUGCUGGGGAAGAGCAGGGAGGUCCUCAAGUUCAAAGAACGUGUCCUGCAGACCCCAAAUGACCUUCUGGCUGCUGGUUUUGAGGAGCACAAGUUCCGAAACUUCUUUAAUGCUUUUUACAGUGUGGUAGAGCUGGUAGAGAAGGACGGGUCAGUGUCCAGCCUGCUGAAGGUGUUCAACGACCAGAGCGCCUCGGACCAAAUCGUGCAGUUUUUGCGCCUGCUCACCUCAGCCUUCAUCAAGAACCGCGCGGAAUUCUUCCGACACUUCAUUGAUGAGGAGAUGGACAUCAAGGACUUCUGUACUCAUGAAGUGGAGCCCAUGGCCAUGGAGUGUGACCACAUCCAGAUCACAGCCCUGUCUCAGGCACUGAACAUCGCCCUGCAGGUGGAGUAUGUGGAUGAGAUGGACACAGCCCUGAACCACCACGUGUUCCCCGAGGCUGCCACCCCUUCCGUUUACCUGCUCUAUAAAACAUCCCACUACAACAUCCUUUAUGCAGCCGAUAAACGUUGAUUAAUUAUAGGCCAUGCGGUGGAGCCUGUCACCUAAAAGGACUGCAUUUUAAAUGGAACAUUCCGGCUUUUCAAUUUUUUAAGCAACUUAAACUAUAAUUAGAAAAUGUACAGUCUUUUGGGCAAAAUCACUGGGAAGGAGGCCUACCCAUUAUGGACUGUGGUA